ACUGAAAAUCUAUAGUACACCGACAGCAAUUUUGAAACACAGCCAUAAUAUAAGUUCUUAUUAUUCGGAAAUAAAGCGGCAGGAUUUCGUUCUUACUUGGACGUUUCCGUCGAGGAGAAAUUGAGUCAAAUUUUUUGUAGCUACUUUGUUUUUUCUUUUUAGUUUUUAUCACAUUUGAAAUAUUGUCGCAAACUUCCAGGGUUACAUAUUGCCCUACAGCGUAACGCAAGUGAUAAGUUUGACAUGUAUUAUUUAUCUUAUUUUGUCCAUGUGAUAAUAAGUCUACAUUAAUAUUAAUACUGACACUAAUAUUAUGAACCGUCAUAACUCUUUUAACUCUAUUUGCUGAGAAUACUCUGUCAAUUGCCGCGUGUGACAUAAACGCAUCAAUAGGUCUGUCGUUUGUAGUCGCACUGCGUUAUUCUUUUUGUAGAAAAAUGUAUAAUUAGAUGAGGGAGGAGAAAAAGGGGGGAAAGGCAAAGAGUGCGAAACAGUUCAGUUACAAAGAGUGCAGAUUAUUAGCGCGUUAUAAAUAGCAUAAAUAAUUGUUAUAAAUUCGAAGAAGAUUUACUUUUUUAAGUUUCUCACGAAUAGAUGUAAUUAUGUUCAAAAUGGAUUUCUUUUUUAUAUUUAUGGAAAUGAGUUUAGAAUUGUAUAACAUGAGAGUGAAUUCUUUUUGAAUUCUCAAUGUUUUUAAAACAGAAUGGUUUGGAAAGAAACCCGGAAAAAAAUCUCCACAUCAAAUAGAUGAAGUUGUAUUAGAAUAGAUCUAAUUUUAUAAAUUGAUUGUGAUAAAAUUAGAUCUGCUGUCAUAUGAUUUUAUCUAACAUGAAGAUUUUUUUCCCGAAAACUUAUUUAAUAAUUCUAAAAUUUAAAAAAGUUUUUAUUCUCUUUGUUAUCUAAAUUUUCAAGUUUGAAGCAACGCGGCAAUUCUUUUUUAUAAAACUUACUUUUCAGAAAUUUAUUGUUUUUUUCCUCUCUUUUCCCUGUUUACCCAUCUAUUUAUAUAUCUCUCGUUCGAUUAUUGCUCGCACAUAUUUUAUAUUAUAUGAAACAUUACAUUGCCUUCAUUCAUGUGUCUCAAAAGAUACAUUAUCGUUUCCGCAGGUGUGCAUUCUACUUUUCAAUGAAUUCAUGAUGCAAUACAAACGGGGACAUUCGUAAGACGUAAAAUCUAAGGAAAUAUCGCCGAUUAUUACCCUACAAGAGUUUGAUUGUAUUUGCGUUGUCUUUAUUUGAGUGGAAUUGCUGAACGUGUAUGUUAGAGUCUCAACAAAGAACAAUCAGACGAGGAGUCAGCCGCAGAAAUGCUGAAUCUCGAUGCGAUCGAUUUCGGCAUUGCAUCAUCCGUCGUUUCAGCGAGGGAUGAGGAAGACCGUGAAGUAUUGACGUAGCAAAAAAAAAAACCAAAUUCGCGAGUGGAUUGCUCCCGUGUUUCGCGUUACUCUUGACUCUUCGCAGAAGAAUCCCUUCGGAGAAGGAGUCCGCCUCUGAUUGCCUCGGAUUUCGGAAUCAACCCAAAAUUUCGGAGCGAGCGCGCCCCGCCGCCAAUGGGCGCGCGUGUACACGCGCGGCCACCGCUAGCGUCGCGUCAGUUCGAUCGCCAAGCGGCGAAUUGUUGUCAAAGGGUAGGAGGUGGUGAUGGUAGUAGUGGUGGUGGUGGUGAUGGUGAUGGUGGCGGUGGUGACUGUGAGCGUACCGGCGAGUAUUAAGCAGCGGAGUAACGGCAGUUCGGCAAUUGCGGCCCGGCACGUAAGUCACGCACGUGUAUCCAUCGCGUGAGACGCUCCUUGCCACGUGGUGAUACGCGAGCGUGCGCGCGCGCGCGCGUGCUUCUCUCUCUCUCUAUCUCUCUCUCUCUCUCUCUCUCUCUCUCUAUCUCUCUCUCUCUCUCUUUUGGAGGGUUCUUCCGCCCUCGCUUAUCUUCCGCAGCUUCCGCCUCUCCUCCGCCUUGCCCACGUGCGUCACGCUCGUUUCACGUACUCGUGGUGAAUACCCAUGCGGCACGCCGUCGCGGCAACCGUCGCCCGAGUGCUCCGAGUCGUCGCGUGCAGGAAACGCGUGUGACAUUCGCGUACGCGCGCGCGGGCGCGCGCGUGCUCCGAUUUCGAAGAGCGCUUUGAGUCCGAACGGAAGAUGCCGGACAAGGUAGCGCCGGCGGAGAAGCCGGUCCUGCGGCCCGACGUGACAACGGCCGCGAAACCCAACGGCGACAGCGAGGGCAUCAAGUUGAAGAAGGAACUGGGCCUGUGGGACGGCGUGGCGAUCAUCGUCGGCAUCAUCGUCGGCGCCGGUAUCUUCGUGUCGCCCAAAGGCGUACUUAGGAACAGCGGCAGCGUCGGCCAGGCCCUCAUCGUCUGGAUUUUCUCCGGGGUCCUGUCGCUUAUCGGAGCCCUAUGUUACGCCGAGCUCGGUACGAUGAUACCCAAAUCCGGCGGCGAUUACGCUUACAUCAGCGAUGCCUUUGGACCUUUACCGGCGUUCCUCUACCUCUGGGUGGCCUUGUUCGUUUUGGUGCCAACAGGGAACGCGAUCACAGCACUUACGUUCGCACAAUACAUACUGCAGCCCGUAUGGCCGGGAUGCGAGCCACCAUAUGCAGCGGUGCGACUACUUGCCGCUGUGAUUACAUGUCUGUUGACUGUCAUUAAUUGCUACAAUGUCAAAUGGGCGACCAGGGUGCAGGACAUAUUCACCGGCACUAAAAUCUUUGCUUUGCUGAUCAUCAUGGGGGCCGGUUUAUGGUGGCUCUGUAUGGGCCACACGGAGAACUUCCAGCAUCCGAUGGCCGGUACCAACACCCAGCCCGGUUACAUCGCACUGGCAAUUUAUUCCGGAUUGUUCUCCUAUUCAGGCUGGAAUUAUCUCAACUUUGUGACGGAGGAACUCCAAGAUCCUUACAAAAAUCUUCCGAAAGCGAUUUGUAUAUCACUACCGCUGGUGACAGUGAUUUAUGUUUUUGCUAAUAUCGCUUACUUCGUCGUACUCACGCAGGAUGAAAUACUCGCGUCGAAUGCCGUCGCUGUUACCUUUGGUGAUAAAUUGCUGGGUGUUAUGUCGUGGAUUAUGCCGUUCUUCGUGGCAUGCUCGACCUUCGGAGCGUUGAACGGUGCGAUCUUUGCGUCGUCCAGGUUGUUCUUCGUCGGCGCCCGAAACGGACACCUCCCCACUGCCAUUGCCCUCAUUAACGUCCGCAACUUGACACCGAUGCCAUCCCUCAUUUUCCUCUGCAUUAUCACCCUGGUACUCCUCAUCAUAGAGGAUGUCUACGUACUAAUAAAUUAUGUCAGCUUCGUUGAGGCUGUAUUUACCACACUCUCCGUAUCUGGUCUCCUAUGGCUACGUUACAAAAAGCCCGAUCUCCAUCGUCCGAUAAAGGUUUCUAUAGUAUUGCCAAUUAUUUUCUUCAUAAUCUGCGCAUUCUUGGUCACCUUCCCGUGCUAUGUCUCACCAUGGGAAGUAGGCAUAGGCAUGAUCAUAAUUCUAUCUGGCAUUCCUAUGUACUGUAUCUUCAUUGAUUGGAAAUCGAAGCCCGCCUGGCUGACUAAUGCGUCUCAUAAUUUCAACAUGAUGUGCGCGAAACUAUUCAUGUGCGUGCAAGAAGACAAGACGGCCUAAGUGCGCAAGACUCGUAGUAAUGAUUAUGAAAAAUUUCAAACUCUGUGAACAUCAAAAUUUAAGAGUGCAUUCCACACGCGUCGUACUUUCUCUUAGGUAGGUAGAAUAUAGUUGUGAAUAUAUAUGCAAAUACAAUGUCGAUCAUUGCCGUUUAUCGAGCAACCGCAUAAUUGCAUAAGUAUUAAUGAUAUGAAUGCGCAAACGAGCGACACAUUGUCGACUUGUAAUUUUUAUAUUAUAUAUAUAUAUAUAUAUAUAUAUAUAUAUAUAUAUCAGAAGUAAUUUUGAUACAUAUAUAUUCAUGAUUAUUUAUUAUUUAAUGAGUGUCUAUACGCGCUAUUGCUAUAGUCUAUUAGCAUGUAAAUUGCAUUCAAGUGCCAAUUCUUGAUACUGCCCGGAGUAUUCGAAAUGUAUGUUUCAAAGAUACAUUUAGGAUAAAUAUUUAAUGAUUUUGUAAUCUGUAUACACACAUGCCACAUUUUCAUUGGCUAUGCUGGAUUACGUAAACAUAAUAUAUAAAAAUAAUAGAGCUAUAUUUAUUAAGGCAUAAUAAAAAGGCUAAAAGAUCGAGCAAGAUUAUUAAGUCAUGUCGAGAAAACCGGUAUAAUUUUAAUGCGUUCAACUUUUUAAGAAUCUUAUGUCAAUUAUAGCGUUUUAUUUAUUUGCAUUUACGAGGACUACUAUGUACUUUGUAGGCACUCAAAUUUGAAUUCAAUAAAAUUAUACUGAUUUUGAUUCUCGAUUUGUAUAUAGCAAAAUAAUGCGACAUCUGUACACAUUGCAUACACAUAAAUAUAGUCGAUAAAAAGUUUACACGGGAUAUAUAAAGAAUUUUGCUUUGAUUAUUAGUUAUGCGUACAAUAUUAUCUAAUUUUGAUAUAAUUAUUAAUCUAUUAAUUAGAUCAAUUUUAUUCUAAUGUAAAAGGAUCCUAAGGAAAUAGAUCUUUUUUUACUUUUAAUUAUUUACAGCGUAUAUGUAUAUCUUUUAUUUUAAAUUAAUUAUCUGUACAAUAUUUAUUAAUCAUUAAUAUGUUCACAGUUCACUAAUCUUGAAAAUGAAAUAUCGCCGAUAAAAAGACAUAAUGUUAAAAAAGAUGUUUAUAUCGUUGUCUGGAACACUUUAUUGCCUCUUAAAACGUAUGAAUGAUAUUCUUGAGUUUUUUCGAAUAUGGACUACAAAUGCGUCGAGUAUCGUUGCCUAAAUGAUAUUUGUAUUCUAAUCAGAUAAUUGCUCAAGUAUCGAUAGAAAAUCACCGCGUGGAAUAAAACUGUAUUCGAUAAUGACUGAUCAUGUGCCUUAUAAGUGAGCAAUUAGAUAAUACAUAUUCUGUACAACAGAAUAGGGUUUUUGUACAGAAUGCAUAAUGAUUAAGUUAUACUAAUAAUGUAUGAAUAAGAAUAGAUACAUAUGUAUGUACACCUUGAAGGAACUUAUAAAAACAAAUAACAAAUUUUUGAAUAGCAA
Molecule: messenger RNA, 5083 nt
Organism: Monomorium pharaonis (pharaoh ant)
Lineage: Eukaryota; Metazoa; Arthropoda; Insecta; Hymenoptera; Formicidae
Gene: mnd
Product: Y+L amino acid transporter 2
Exons: 9
Coding region: 2137-3618 (493 amino acids)
Biological process (GO): amino acid transmembrane transport
Cellular component (GO): membrane
Molecular function (GO): L-amino acid transmembrane transporter activity
Source: RefSeq, a predicted model, not a curated record